Messenger RNA from Chelonus insularis, 1683 nucleotides. It is a transcript of the gene Mettl14, whose product is annotated as methyltransferase like 14. The record is from RefSeq and is a predicted model, not a curated record. The transcript is spliced from 4 exons. Gene Ontology annotation, molecular function: mRNA binding. Lineage: Eukaryota; Metazoa; Arthropoda; Insecta; Hymenoptera; Braconidae. Gene Ontology annotation, cellular component: RNA N6-methyladenosine methyltransferase complex; nucleus. Bases 309 to 1493 code for a protein of 394 amino acids.
CAUAACCUCACUGUAGACGCUUGUAAAUGUUGACAUAAAUUUACUUGUAAAAGCUAUGCAUAAGUGCAUUAAUGACUGUGCUUUUAAUUAUUUUGUAAUAUAACAAAUAAUUAAUUAUUUUUAAUUUUAAAUUGUGAUUACUUUUAUUUUUUUAUAACAUUAUGAUUUCAAUGUCAAAGAUUUUGAAUGACAAAAAGUAAAAUUUUAUUUAUAAAACUUAUGGCUUUUCUGGUAAGAGGUAUAUAAUAUGUAAAUAUUUUAAUAACAGAAUUUAAUAAUAGUGAAUAAAUAUAUUAAAUACUGAAAGAAUGCUUCAAGUACUCCGUGAACGUUCUCAAAAACGAAAAAAAUUACUCGCACAAACACUUGGAGUAUCUAGUAUUGAUGAAUUGCGACAAAUAUUAGGAACAGAUAUUGAUGAAAACCCUAAGAAAAAAGCGAAAGAAAAGGACACACUGGAAAAUGACAGUGAAACGAUCAAAGAUCAAAAAGAGAGUAACAAUGUCAUAACUGAUGAAAUAGUGUAUAAAGAUUCUUCUACAUUUUUAAAAGGCACUCAAUCAUCGAAUCCACACAACGAUUAUUGUCAACAUUUCAUUGACACGGGUCAACGACCACAAAAUUUUAUUCGAGAUGUAGGUUUAGCCGACAGGUUCGAAGAAUAUCCAAAACUUCGUGAAUUAAUAAAGCUCAAAGAUGAUUUAAUAUCUGAAACUGCAACACCUCCCAUGUAUUUAAAAACAAAUUUAUCAACAUAUAAUUUAAAAGAACUCAAUUGUAAAUUUGAUGUUAUUUUAAUUGAACCUCCUUUGGAAGAAUAUCAGAGAACUUGUGGAGCUACAAACGUUGAACUUUGGAAUUGGGACCAAAUAAUGGAAUUAGAUAUAGGCGAAGUUGCAGCAAAUCGUAGUUUUGUUUUCCUUUGGUGUGGAAGCAGUGAUGGUCUUGAUAUGGGACGUUUUUGUUUACGCAAAUGGGGAUUUCGUCGUUGUGAAGAUAUUUGUUGGAUUCGUACAAAUAUUAAUAACCCUGGUCAUAGUAAAAAUCUUGACAGUAAAGCUGUUCUUCAGAGAACUAAAGAGCAUUGUUUAAUGGGCAUUAAAGGAACUGUAAGACGAUCCACGGAUGGUGAUUUCAUUCAUGCUAAUGUCGAUAUUGAUCUAAUUAUAUCUGAAGAACCAGAGUAUGGUUCUAUUGAAAAACCAGUGGAGAUAUUUCAUAUUAUUGAACAUUUUUGUCUUGGACGAAGAAGACUUCAUUUAUUUGGAAGAGAUAGCACAAUUAGACCAGGCUGGCUCACAGUUGGACCCGAAUUAACAAAUACAAAUUUUAAUGCUGAUUUGUAUAGUAGUUAUUUUGCCUCUGGACAAAUUACAACUGGUUGUACAGAGAGGAUAGAGGCAUUGCGACCCAAAUCGCCUCCGCCAAAAGGUAAAGUUUCAGGUAGAGGCAGAGGUACUUUCAAUCGUAGUGGUCGCGGAAGAGGAAGAUAACUUCAUUAAUUUCAUUUUUGUAUAUUCAGAAUCAUGUAUUCAUACACUUCUUCAUCCCAAUGAACUGAAAAACGAUGAUUACUUUGAUUAUUAUUUUUGCUAUUGUAUGAUUCAUAAAUAUAUCAUGUGUCUAUGUAUUAUAAUUAUGACAAAAGAAAAUGAAUAAAAUAAAUAUAAUUAUUUUUUUUUA